AGAGAAAAGAGGAGGGGGAGGAUAGAAAGAGAUGAGGGGAGUGAUUGCGCCAUGCCACACACACUUGAAGCUCAGUCUCCCUUGGAGACAGUGGGAGCGCUGAAUCAAGGCAUGACAGUACAACAGUAGAGUCACUGCACUUUCGCUGAGCUAUCUCCACUGAGCUGUGUCACUAUCCAGACAGACAGAGAGACAUAGAGAGCACCAGUAACAGAGCGCUGGGCUGGAGAGGAACGGAGAGUCACGACUGGAGUGCUGGGAAGAAGACAGAAGAGUUGAUGGGGGGGGGGAGCGGAGGAGUCAGAAGUCUGAGGAUGCACGGAGCUAACAGGAGGAGCUGCUGAGUGUGCAGCAGCAACAGCCCGGGCACACACACACACACACACACACACACACACACACACACACACACGCACGCACACACGCACACACACACUUCCCAGGGAAGGACAGUGUUUUGAGCCCCCAGUGGAGGAUGAAGAAGCACUCAGCCCGAGUGGCACCUCUCAGCUCGUACAGCACUCAGGUCUUGACCUGCCCCAUCUCUGAAGGAGAGGAAGGUUCAGAGUCUCAUGCAGAGACACUAGGCAGUGAGACCAGCGGAGAGAGCCGGUCCUAUCAGACAUGUGCCAACGCAGCUCUGAAGGUGCUGGGUGGUCUGCUGAUGGUGCUGUGUGUCUCCUCUUCCUGGGUGGGUACCACUCAGGUGGUUAAGCUGACCUUCCAGUCGUUCUCCUGUCCCUUCUUCAUCUCCUGGUUCAGCAGCAACUGGAACAUUCUCUUCUUCCCCAUCUACUACUCUGGACAUGUUGUUAUCACACGGGAGAAGCAGACCCCCAUACAGAAAUUCAGGGAGUGCAGCAAGCUCUUUGGGGAGGAUGGGAUGACUCUCAAGCUUUUUGUGAAGAGGACAGCACCCUUCUCAAUCCUGUGGACACUGACCAACUACCUGUAUCUCCUGGCCUUGAAGAAGCUAACCGCCACUGACGUUUCUGCCCUCUACUGCUGCCACAAGGCCUUUGUCUUUCUCUUGUCCUGGAUUGUUCUCAAAGACCGGUUCAUGGGUGUUCGGAUUGUGGCAGCUAUAAUGGCCAUAACAGGUAUUGUAAUGAUGGCCUAUGCUGACGGUUUCCAUGGUGAUUCCUUUGUGGGUGUGGCAUUGGCUGUGGGCUCAGCCUCAACAUCAGCUCUUUACAAGGUGCUGUUCAAGAUGUUCCUGGGAAGCGCCAACCUUGGAGAGGUGGCUCACUUCCUUUCCACCAUGGGCUUCUUUAAUCUCAUCUUCAUCUCCUGCGUGCCCCUUAUCCUUUAUUUCACCAAGGUAGAGCACUGGGGCUCACUGUCCUCGCUGCCCUGGGGAUACAUGUGUGGACUGGCAGGACUGUGGCUGGUGUUCAACAUCUUGGUCCAUGUUGGCGUGGUGCUGACAUACCCCAUUCUCAUCUCCAUAGGGACACUGCUCAGUGUGCCAGGCAAUGCAGCUGUAGAUGUUUUGAAACAUGAGGUGAUCUUCAGUGUGGUGCGUCUGGCAGCCACCUGCAUCAUCUGCCUGGGCUUCUUGCUCCUGCUGCUGCCAGAGGAGUGGGACUCAGUCACACUGCGUUUCCUGGCAAACGUCACAGACAAGAAAUCAGAAGAACAUGGCGAGGAGCUCACGGAGUCCAGUGUUAACACUCGAAGCCGCAGUCGGGCAAAUGGCACUGUCUCCAUUCCCCUGGCAUGAGACAGCUGAGCUCUGGUAGUAACUUCUGUUAACCAGUCUUGAAGCAUUGUCUGCUCAUGUUCCCCCAUUAAACACCCAGGAGGUGUGGCGGGAUGCUCGGUCCACAUGGACUCCUUAUCAGGAAGGCAGGGAUGUUUAAAGGAUUGGCUGGAACUUUGAACUGGAGAUGUAUAUGUGUCUCUGCCGUUUAACUGCUGGAGGGGAAAUUGAGAACAUUUAUGGAUUUUGCAAACUGAAAGAGUUGAAAGUGUUCUUUACUUUCUUGAAAUAUUUGCCACGCUCAGUCCCAUUCCUCGCACGCACCUGAACCAAGAGCUGUCUGUCCUCCCCUGACCUGCUCUGCGGACUGUAUUCUGUGAAUAUAAACAUGGGCAGGGCGAGUUUGGCUCAAUCUUAUAUGUAUUUAUGAUAUUUAUUUAGAGAUGUAUGAGCCAAUAAGAGUAUUAUUUUAAGUCUUAUUGAAUAGUGUUAUAUACAAGAAUGGCAAUUAUACUAUGCGUAAUGUACAGGCUCUUUUGGUUUUAUAAUAAAAGACUUAAAACCCACAUUUAUAGCUAUGUUGUUCUUACCGGUUGAACACCAUCAACACCACUUGUGUGUGGAUAUUUAACUAUAUGUAAUGACUUUUACAUUUUCUUCCUGUUUCCCAAAUCAGCACUGACAAGGAUGCAUCUUUGCAGAUUAAACCAGGAGAUCAUGUCAGGGCCAUAGCCA
This is a messenger RNA of Scatophagus argus, 2437 nucleotides long. RefSeq names its product solute carrier family 35 member F4 (gene slc35f4). Gene Ontology annotation, cellular component: membrane. The transcript is spliced from 7 exons. Bases 476 to 1723 code for a protein of 415 amino acids. NCBI's taxonomy places the organism in Eukaryota, Metazoa, Chordata, Actinopteri, Scatophagidae. The record is from RefSeq and is a predicted model, not a curated record.